Molecule: messenger RNA, 2522 nt
Organism: Carya illinoinensis
Lineage: Eukaryota; Viridiplantae; Streptophyta; Magnoliopsida; Fagales; Juglandaceae
Exons: 6
Coding region: 1-1878 (625 amino acids)
Source: RefSeq, a predicted model, not a curated record
AUGAGCACACUUUUUUCUGGCCCUGGGAGUCUCUCUGCCUUGUUAUUUAUUUAUUUAUUUUCUCGGCUUUCUGAGUCUGCUUUUGCUUUGUGUAAGAUCAGUGCUUUGGAACACAAAUUUGGAAGGAAGAAAAUGCCAUGUUCAAAGGAGGAAGCUCUUGUUAGGCUGUUCUACAAUGUCUCAAGCUUCUUCCACCUUCUUUUCCUCUUCCUCUACUGCUCCACCCUUCUGCUCCUCAAGCUCUUCCAUUUUCUUGGCAGCAAUACAUUAAUUCAGAGAAACGAAAAUGGAUACGAGUAUCACUUUCUCUCCGAGGAAGAAGAAGAAGAAGAAAGGUAUGUUCAUCAUGCUGAAUGCACUGAGAAAGAUGAUCAUCUUGUGGCUGACAUCAUUCAUGGCGGUGAAGCAGUAGUGUCAUUAAGUAGCCAAUCUCAGAGGUCUAACACUCUUUCUGAAGAAUUCGUAACCCCAAGUGAAACGCUCUCUGUUCAUGAAUCUUCCCGAGGUUCGGAAUCUGAAGAUGAAGUUGAAGAUGUGUUCGUGGAGGAAUUACUCCCUACAAGAGAUAUUAAUGAUGCUGAUUCGGUUCUUCUCAAAUCGAAUCCAAAUCAGAGCAGGCCCACCACAUCCAUGCCAACAAGCAUAAACCUCCGAAAAAGUGAAUUGGAUCAGGACAAGGACAAAAACCCAGAUCAUGAAGAUCAUCACUUUCGUAGUACUGAAAGAAAAGAUAAGGAAUUCUUGAUUUUUGAACCACCCAAGUCGGAGACAAGGAGGUUUCUAGUUCAAGAAAGGGAUGAUGAUGAUCAUGAUGAGAUCUUUGGCGACUCCUGCACCGACGUUGGUUCUACAUCUAAGAGUUCAUCUGAGUGGAGAAGCUCGAUUAAUUGCAGGGAUUCAGGAACUGAAGAUCCAUUUUCUUCUUCAUCUAGGAGGAGUUGCCCCAAGUGGGAAUCCUACACAGUGUUUCAAAAAUAUGAUGAAGAAAUGACAUUCCUAGACAGAAUCAGUGCACAAAAGCUUCAUGAAACAGAAUCACUUAGGUCUAUUCAAGUGUGUUCAAGAUCAAUAUCACAGAGAAUUGUUCAUAAGUUUGCAACGAUGAACAAAAGGCCGCCGGCGGCAUCAGAUAUCCGGCAGAACCCAUAUCAGGAACUGGAGGCGGCCUAUGUGGCACAGAUUUGCUUAACAUGGGAAGCUCUUAAUUGGAAUUACAAGUAUUUUCAGCAGAAGAGAGCUUCCCGCCAGGAUCUUGACCCCGGCUGUCCUGCCCAUGUUGCUCAAGAGUUUCAGCAAUUUCAAGUUCUUCUACAGAGAUAUGUAGAGAACGAACCUUAUGAGCAAGGCCGGAGACCUGAGGUUUAUGCAAGGAUGAGGCUUUUAGCACCAAAGCUGCUUUCGGUGCCAGAAUACCGAGAUUCAGAAGACGACCAAAAGCAGGAUGGUUUUGGAUCAAGAAUUUCAUCAGCAGAAUUUCUUACGAUAAUGGAGGACGGAAUCAGAACUUUCAUGAAUUUUCUCAAGGCUGACAAGCAAAAACCAUGCCAGAUUAUAUCAGCAUUUUUUAGGAGAAACAGAAAGGGUUCAAUUGAUCCAACUCUUCUCAAUCUGAUGAAGAAGGUUAAUCAAAAAAAGAAGACAAAGCUUAAAGAUCUUCGAGGUGCAUGGAAAUGCUUGAGAAAAAGAAGGCUGAAGGUAGAUGAAGAGAUGGAGAUAUUAAUGGGUCUAAUAGACCUGAAAGUGGUGUCUAGGGUUUUGAGAAUGAAAGAAAUAAGUGAAGAACAAAGGCAUUGGUGUGAAGAGAAGAUGAGCAAAGUUAGAAUUUUGGAAGGUAAACUGCAAAGAGAUUCCUCAACACUUUUCUUCCCAGCUCACUGACAUUGACCCACCACCAUCACCACACAGCAGCACCACAUUUUAUUGCUAAGUUAUGACUAGAUAAUGAAUGUGCAUGCACGACUGCACAACAUGAUGAAUAUCCUGGACACUUUUUGCAAAUACCUUAAGAAAAAAUGUGGAUCAAAGUGAGUACAAUACAUGUGGAUGAAAGAGAUUUUUGGAGCAAUGGAAUCCAUGAAAGGAAUAAGGAAUAUGGAUGGAUGGAUGGUUGGCUAGCUGCAAGCAUGCAUGACUCAUCAAUUCUGAAAGUGAAAGACCGGAUAUUACAAAGCAAGUUGCUGGGCCAAGGAACAUGCAAGAAGACAGAGACAAUUAAGGAUAUAGCUUUAGCUUGCUUUAGCUUUUUUUCUUUUUUAUCUUUUAUCAGAUCUGGUUUUUAAUUACAAGCCAUUAGAGCUGACUAGCUAAAAAGAAAGACUCAGCAAGGCUGCUAGACGUUCAGUGGGAUAAAAAGGUAUACUAGCACAUGAAGGCGAUUAGUAGACUCAGCAAAGUAGAAAAAUAAAGCAACAAUAUUAUUAUUUAUUGGUCCUGAAUUUAGAGUACCAUAUGUCAUGAUCAGAUGUAAGCUUGAAUUCUAAACACAAAUUUUAAUUGAUGAAUGGGUAAAUUUGCAGAUCUUA